This is a messenger RNA of Cicer arietinum (chickpea), 336 nucleotides long. RefSeq lists its product as uncharacterized. The record is from RefSeq and is a predicted model, not a curated record. NCBI's taxonomy places the organism in Eukaryota, Viridiplantae, Streptophyta, Magnoliopsida, Fabales, Fabaceae.
AUGGCUCAGAUUACUAUUUAUGGAAAAAUGCAGUUAUUUCUAAAAUCACAAGAGACAAGUAUAUGGCGCAUCAUUACAAAAGGAUAUUUCACGCAAAGGGUCGACCAGAAUGAUACAACAUCUACUGAAAAGAAAGAAACAAAUUGGACACUAGAAGAAAAAUCUAAGGUGCUUCUAAACUCAAAAUCUCAAUUAUUCCUAUCAUGGGCCUUACGUAGGGAAGAAAGUGAGAGAGUCGAUGAAUGCGACACUGCAAAAGAGGUAUGGUACACGCUGCAAACUCACCAUGAAGGAAUGAGUCAUGUGAAAGAAACAAGAAAGUUUGAGUUGUUUUAA